Molecule: messenger RNA, 3077 nt
Organism: Scophthalmus maximus (turbot)
Lineage: Eukaryota; Metazoa; Chordata; Actinopteri; Pleuronectiformes; Scophthalmidae
Gene: chst14
Product: carbohydrate (N-acetylgalactosamine 4-0) sulfotransferase 14
Exons: 2
Coding region: 299-1420 (373 amino acids)
Biological process (GO): dermatan sulfate proteoglycan metabolic process; carbohydrate biosynthetic process
Cellular component (GO): membrane
Molecular function (GO): sulfotransferase activity
Source: RefSeq, a predicted model, not a curated record
UCUUAACUCUGGUUUUGAUAGUCCUGAUUAUAACGUGUACGCGGAAGAUUUAACAAACAUUCUUAAAGGUUUUCUUCAACAAUAGAAAUUAGCUUAAGACAAAGGGUUUAACGACAUGUCUGUCGAACGUGUUUUAUUUUGAAAGGUCAAACAGGAAUCGGCAUGUUGACGCUAAUUGACUUUACGCACUUUAAAAGUUAAGUAUGGGGACGUGGUAGGUAACCAGCGAGUUUCCUAUGUAUUAUUUAGCUGUACACGUCAGAUCGUAGCCGUUCGGCAGACUAUCCGGACGCCGAGUAUGGGUCCUCGCAAGCCGGACCACGGGGCGAAGAGGACCGGAGGCGCGCGGGGCGGCUCGGUUAUGCACUUCAGGUCAACGGUGAACUCGGGCUCCGUCCGCCGCAGCGCCGCCGUGCUGCCGUCGGUGCUCACGUUCCUGGUGAUCGUGGCGUCCGGAGGCCUGCUGCUCAUGAUCGAGAAAGGAAUGCUGAACAGCAUGGACACGCCUCCGCCCCGCGGCAGCGGCCGGCGGCCGGACCUCGUCCGACAGGCGGGGAGACGCAGCGCGGCCGCGGCGGACGUGGACUCCCAGAUCCUGCAGGAGAUCCGUAACCGCACCAUCAGGACCAUGUGCAGCCAGAAGAACAUGCCCCACAGCGUUUGGUCCCUCAGCCCCCUGCAGAGGAAGACGCUGCUGCAGCACAUCCUGGUCAACGACGAGCACCGCUUCCUCUACUGCUACGUGCCCAAGGUGGCCUGCUCCAACUGGAAGAGGGUGCUGAAGGUGCUGAACGGGGCGCUGGAGAGCGUUGACGUCAACGUCAAGAUGGACCACCGCAGCGACCUGCUCUUCUUGUCCUCCCUGAAACCCGAGGAGAUCCGCUACCGCCUCAAGCACUACUUCAAGUUCAUGUUUGUGCGCGAGCCCAUGGAGCGCCUGCUGUCUGCCUACAGGAACAAGUUUGGAGAGAUCGACUCUUACAAGAAAAAGUACGGAGUGGAAAUCGUAAAGCGGUACAGGAAGGGUCGCGCAAAUGACCCGUCUGUGAAAGGAGACGACGUGACCUUCGCAGAGUUCAUCCGUUACCUGCUGGACGAGGAUGUGGAGCGGAUGAAUGAGCACUGGAUGCCGGUGUACAACUUGUGCCAACCCUGCGCUGUGUCUUACAACUUCAUCGGCUCCUAUGAGCGCCUGGAAAGCGAUGCAGAGUUUGUGCUCCAGCGCAUCGGAGCCCCCGCCUACGUUCACUUCCCAGAGAGGCAAACGUGGUACAAGCCGGUCACCACGGAGACGCUGCACUAUUAUCUCUGCAGCUUGCCGCAGAAGCUACUGAGGGAACUGCUGCCAAAGUACAUCCUAGACUUUUCCCUCUUCACUUAUCCCCUCCCCAACACAACCACUGAACACUGCCGGCAUUAGCCCUGCACUGUCUUAUAGUUGGGAGAUUAUUAUUUUUUAUAAAGAAUCAUAAAUGUUAUUUUUAAUGCCUAGGGAACAGUGACAGCUGUCACACAUUUUUUUUACUUGAGAUGUCCUCAUGUCAUUACAAAACGCUGAUUAUUGGAAGAGAUAAAAGACUUCACUUCAGAACCACUAAAGCUUGAAAUCAGCGGCAGACAAAGAAAAACAAAGGUCAUUGAAAUAUAUGUUACAUGCACUGUUACGUCAGUUCACGAUACGUCGAUGCAAAUGUAAAUAUGGUUGAAGAACCAAACUUUGUGAGCAAAUUUUGUAGUUUCUUGGUCCAGACAUUUGAGAGGGUGAAGGGUUAAUAUCGUCAGUUGGCAUUCAGUGGUUUAGCAGGCUAAAACACACACGGGCAAACACCAUGUACUCAGAGGGUGGUGGGGUUUAUAUCAAGCUUGUUUUACUGUAUGUCACAGACACAGAUGUACUUUCCCAUCUUUUCUAUUUGCUUUAAACUAUUUUUUACCAUCUCAAAAAAACAUGUUUCCGCAGUUUGUGAAAUUUUUGUAUCACUUUAUUUUGUGAAUAAUUAAAUAAUUUAGACAUGAUUAAAAAAAACAUGAAUAUUAAACUUAAUACACAACCACAGGGCUGGGGGACCACUUCUCUUGCUACAUCUGUAAGGUUGUAACAAUUUUACACCUUAUUCCUGAGGCACUCACUCAAAUGCAAAGGUCAAUCCCCAUCUUGUUAGUGGCUGUAUAAGAUACUAACGAAGAGGAGGCUUUGUUUCAGUUGUUUAACAAUUUGUUCAAAUGUUUGUGCCGUCUUAAGCUUUAGAAAGACUCAGACAUAUUUAGAUCCUGGGUGCUUAAGGCUAGACUCUGAAUUAAAUUGGCAUUGAGGUUUGCUACUGGCUAAUUAAUUAAUACUCCGGUUUAUGAAGACAAUUCAUGUCCUGACUCAAGACUUUCAAGCACAGACCUCUGGUGGUUUCUGACUCACGUAUCGAUGCCUUCACUGUGUGUGUGUGUGUGUGUGUGUGUGUGUGUGUGUGUGUGUGUGUGUGUGUGUGUGUGUGUGUGUGUGUGUGUGUGUGUGUGUGUGUGUGUGUGUGUGUGUGUGUGUGUGUGUAGGCAUUAAUCCUUGAAGCUCACACUCCUGAAAAGAAAAAAAAAAGACAUUUCAGUGGAAUAAGAAGCAUUUGUUUAAAAAUAAAAAUAGUUAUGGUCAUUAUAUUUGGCUUUUAUUGGUUUUAAUGCAUCAAAGGACCAGAUUUUAUUCCCCCACAUAUCCAAAAGGAAGUAAAAGUAUAUAUUAUAUACAUAAACUAAAUCAAAAACAAUGAGCCCUAAAUAUCGUCUCAUCACUUUCAUGUCCAAAGCCUUACUUGUCUGCCGACUUGUCUGCUGACUUGUCCGUUGAGCGGUCCAGACUCCGGAGGAUGGAGCGUUCAGGGGAGAUGUGAUGAGAGCCGCUGGAGGCGCUGAGGGAUGAAGAGCUGUGGAGGGACGAGAGCGACAAACCCUGUCUGCGCAUCUCCUGAACGGCCCUUUCACUGGGGACAGAGAGAGACGGUCCGACAAGGUCAUAAUGUACUGAAGCUCCACUGUGCUGUUUCAUCUUUGUUUCUACAGGCAAUAAAGUUUUUCACGUACUUUUCUACAGA